GGCAUCCAACAGAUACAUGAGCGCGAAUGCCCUCGGCUUAUCAGCGAAAAGACUGUGCGUUCUGUCAGUACUAUGACGCGAAGCACCGCAUUGAUCGUUGUCACUGCGCAGCAUGCUGGCGGCGCCGGUCUUGCCAAGCUGAACGCUCUCCUAUAAAUGACGCCGAUCAAACCACCGCAAACAUGGCACAACCCACGCCGCCGGUCGGACCAUCCCUUGUGGAGAAAAGCAAGGCGUCCAACGCUUCCCCGGGCAGCAACAGCAACGGCCGCUGCGUACACGGCGCUGUGCCGUUCCACCAAUGCAGGCAAUGCGUGCUCCCUCCGUACUUUCAGCGCACGCCUGCACAGUGGGACGGACACGCGGUCGUGUGCGCGCCACGCGACGCACGCCGUGACGGGUGUGGUUGCUCUCCAAGGUGCGCGUGCCGAUGCCGUGGGGUUGAAGCAACACCCCUCCCUCAAUACGCCGCGCAUGAAGUACCAGAAAUGGGCGCGAGAUCCGCACUAUACAUUAAAACGUAG
Leptomonas pyrrhocoris is the source of this 524-nucleotide messenger RNA. RefSeq lists its product as hypothetical. The coding region runs from base 27 to 524 and encodes 165 amino acids. The transcript has a single exon. The record is from RefSeq and is a predicted model, not a curated record. Lineage: Eukaryota; Euglenozoa; Kinetoplastea; Trypanosomatida; Trypanosomatidae.